Suillus discolor is the source of this 1605-nucleotide messenger RNA. RefSeq lists its product as uncharacterized. The record is from RefSeq and is a predicted model, not a curated record. Bases 180 to 1436 code for a protein of 418 amino acids. Lineage: Eukaryota; Fungi; Basidiomycota; Agaricomycetes; Boletales; Suillaceae. The transcript is spliced from 4 exons.
CGACAUGCAACAAAAGAAGCUGGAGUAUUGCAGUAACUUGUAGUCCGGUCACGACUCGUUUAAAACGUUCGCGUUAAGCUUAGCCAGUUUGUUUGGCCACGACUUCAGAAACAAAUAACUUGCCGUCGGUUACUCUAAUUAGUACUGUGACAUCCCUUCCGGCAGCCCGUGCCAGUGAUAUGGACUCAGAUCAGAAAGCUGAGGCUUCAACGCAAGCUUCCUUAAGUGAUGCGGACAAACAGCUGCCACAGUCAGUACCAGAAAUCAAACCUGAUCAAACCCCGCAACCGUCCGUCGACCGUUCAGAACUUAUAGCAAGAGCUCGCACUUUCCUAUCAACUCCCCAUAUCCGCUCGCAAGACGAUACCUCUAAACAUGCGUUCCUUGUCGAGAAGGGGCUUAGGCAAGACGAGAUCUAUUCACUACUCCGGGAAAUCCCUCCACCAGUACCACCACGGACAUAUCCCCAGCCUCCUCCAUCCAAUCUCCCAAAUAUGCUUGUUGGAAUUGCGCGUGUGUUGACAUGGCUCGCCGGUAGCUCUGCAUUCGUCCUAUUCAUCUACUACCGGUUCUUGCUACCGAGAAUCUCCCAAACUUACCACGCUCGCCGUGCACUCCGUGCACACCAGUCCGGACUCAUGCUCCGUCUCAACGAAUCCCUCGCUACAUUCAAGGAGAAGCAAGCGGAAUGUUUUGUCAACCUACCAAAACCCAUUUUAUAUAAAGAGGAGCCAGAGUGCGCAGACUGUCAUUCGUUAGAUGAUAUCCUCGCAUGUCGCCGCAAGGCAGACAUUGAUGACGAGGAUGCUAGUGACACCUCAAACGUCUCAAUUUUACGCUCUGCUAUUGAGGAACUGACUCGUUCGAAGGAAAGUACCGAGGGAAUAAGGACAGGGGACCUAUUUGAUCAUCUAGAAGCCAAGCUUCCAUGGUUGAAGGGAGAGCGAGGUGCUGAAUGUCAGAAUGACCUCUGGCAGACACUCAACAAAUCCCCUCUAUUCACUUCCACCUCACCGCAAUCUUCUUCUUCCUCGUCUAUCCCUGAGAACCCCUCUCACCUCCUCUGGUCAUAUAUUCCUCCACCAAUAUCACCCCCUCCGCCCAUGAUCGUCGCCCUUGACACUUUACAAGCAGCGCUUCCCCAUAACGCACCAGCCCCUCCGCUCUCCAAAACUGAAACAGUACCUCUUCGCCCUGCACAACGAACCCUUCAAACACUCGCAGAUUUCACCGGGUACAUCGCCACCCAAACAUAUGCGUUCGGGACCCACAUGCGCGGCAUCGGCGGCUCGCUCACAACAAAUAACACCGAUGUGGACGAAAUUCGCCGCGAGAUACGCGCACUCAAAGGUCUCGUUCUCAACAGACGCUCAUUUUUACCUGGUAUAGGGAUACCGCGCACUUCAAGCGAGCCAUCGAAGCUUGCAGGCGUAUGAAUUGUCUUAGUUCUUGUACAGACAAUAUGCUAUUUCUAUUGACAUAUAUAGGUUUGUUACCCAAACGAAUGAUGAUGCAGUAGGUGGAUUCAGUGGAAUCGCGUUGUAGGACGAAUAGAUGAGCAACAAUAGUCAUGGGGCCAAGUAGGCCACAUGCAUGGAGGACGAU